AUGGAGCUGGCGGGUGGCGCGCGUGUGCGCGGCGGUGUGUGCAUGCAUUAGGAUGCGCGUUCCUGCGUUUGACGUUUAUAUCAGGCAUCCGUGCCAUUGGGCGGCAGCAGAAGAGCCGGGUCAGCUGAUCGGGGGAAAAUUCAGUACCCCUUGAAGGGAACAGCUCUCCUGUCGUAAAACGCCUGGUGGAGUACCAUUACCAGAGAUUCUCCCUACAUGGGCGUCAUCAGUGCGCAAGGGUAGGGACCUCAAACUGUUGGAGUGUGGGGUGUAAGGUGUGAACGGCUGGCUUCUGCUUCCUCUUUUUUUGUCCUUUUUCUCUUUCGGUGGAGCGGUCCCGGCCGCGUCCUCAGCUUCGCCCCCUUUGCCGGCGGCAGUAACGGGCGAUGGCGGAGUGCGAGAGGAAGACGCUGUCACCCCUGGAAGCGGCCCGCUCCCGUUACGAGAGCCUGCAGAUCUCGGACGAUGUGUUUGGGGAAUCGGGGGAUGACAGCAGCGAGAACCCUUUCUACAGCACUUCUGGGGACUCCAACUCAGAUAACUACACCUCGGAGAUCAACGCCGACGACAUUAGGAUCUGCGAGGUUGGCAGCAGCCACCCUGGAGCAUCGGGACCCAAUACCCUAGAAGAGGAAGGCUGGAGCGAUACCCUCCGAGACAUUACGGUGCCCUCCUAUAAGGGGACAUGUGGCCCCAUGCAGCGCAUGUCGGCCACGGCCACAGCCAUCGACUUCUUCCAGCUCUUCGUGCCCGACAACGCCAUCCAGAACAUGGUGACGCAGACCAACAUGUACGCCAAGAAGUACCAGGAGCGCUUUGCCAGCGAGGACGGCUGGCGCCCCGUGACGGUGCAGGAGAUGCGCGCCUUCCUGGGCUUUGUUUGCUCCACCGGCGUGCACCGCUGCGAGUCCGUCCUCAGCAUCUGGAGCAGCGGCUUCUUCGGGAACCGCAGCAUCGCGCCGCGCAUGAGCCAGACGCGCUUCGAGAAGAUCCUCAAGUACUUUCAUGUGGUGGCCUUCCGCUCCAGCCAGGGCAGCCAAGGCCUCUACAAGAUCCAGCCCUUCCUGGAUUGCCUGCAGCAGGCUCUCACCUGCACCUUCCGGCCCUCACAGACUCAGGUAUUGCAUGAGCCCCUGAUUGACGAGGACCCCGUUUUCAUCACCACCUGUACCGAGAGAGAGACACGCAAGAGGAAGAAACGGAAAUUCAGCCUGUGGGUGCGCCAGUGUACCUCUACGGGGUUCAUCUGCCAGAUCUACGUCCACCUGAAGGAGGGCCUGGGUCCAGAUGGGUUGGACACGCUGAAACAUAAGCCACAGCUCCACAGCCUGGUGGCCCGGCAACUCUGCCAGAACCUGACAGCUCAGAAUGCCAUCAUCUUCACGGGCCCCAGCAUCACCAGUCUGAACCUCUUCCAGGAGUUCCAGAAGCAGGGCAUCUAUUGCUGCGGCUUGCUGAGCUCAAGGAAGAGUGACUGUACUGGCCUCCCGCAGUCUAUGCUGGCGACGACCGGCGGGCCGCCGCAGCGAGGACAGUCGCGCAUCAAGAUGAAUGGCGACAUGUCCCUCAUCAGCUGGUACAACAAGGGCCACUUCCGCUUCCUAACCAACGCCUACUCACCCACAAAGGAAGGGGUGAUCAUCAAGCGGAAGAGCGGUGAGAUCCCUUGCCCACUUGCCGUCGAGGCGUUCGCUGCCCACCUGGGCUACAUCUGCAAGUACGACGACAAGUACAGCAAGUACUUCAUCUUCCAUAAACCCAACAAGACGUGGCAGCAGGUCUUCUGGUUGACCAUCAGCAUCGCCAUCAACAACGCCUACAUCCUGUACAAGAUGUCGGAGGCCUAUCAGGUGAAGCGCUACAGCCGAGCCCAGUUCGGGGAGCGUCUGGUGCGGGAGCUGCUGGACCUGGACGACUGCUCACCCACCCAGUGAGGGCACGGGAGAGACUGGUCCGCCCACGCACACACACACGUACGCUCACCCGCACACACCCGCACACACUUUCCAGCAUGCUCUCGCACCCACAGCCACACACGCACGGUCUCUCUCUCUCACGCCUGCUCUUCCUGA
Brienomyrus brachyistius is the source of this 2072-nucleotide messenger RNA. It is a transcript of the gene pgbd5, whose product is annotated as piggyBac transposable element derived 5. Bases 387 to 1934 code for a protein of 515 amino acids. Gene Ontology annotation, molecular function: transposase activity. NCBI's taxonomy places the organism in Eukaryota, Metazoa, Chordata, Actinopteri, Osteoglossiformes, Mormyridae. The record is from RefSeq and is a predicted model, not a curated record. Gene Ontology annotation, cellular component: nucleus. Gene Ontology annotation, biological process: non-replicative DNA transposition. The transcript is spliced from 8 exons.